AUGACGCCCAUGAAUACACUAAGAAGUGGGCUGGCCGUAUCUGUGCUUAAUGGCUGCUUAUAUGCUGUGGGAGGUGGGGAUGGAAGCUCAAUUUUUGGAUACUGUGGAAAGCUCGGACUGGCCGUGGUCAAUGAAAAACUACUCGCUGUGGGUGGGAACGAUUUCACUGCUGACCUGGACACCGUGGAGAUUUUUGAGCCCGACAAAAAUCACUGGAAAAAUCACAGUUGCAUGAAUGACGGACGAAUUGGAGCUGGUGUCGGUGUUAUCCGGAUGCCAUAG
Messenger RNA from Ostertagia ostertagi, 282 nucleotides. The record is from the annotation of a GenBank genome assembly. NCBI's taxonomy places the organism in Eukaryota, Metazoa, Nematoda, Chromadorea, Rhabditida, Trichostrongylidae.